Papaver somniferum (opium poppy) is the source of this 1371-nucleotide messenger RNA. RefSeq lists its product as uncharacterized. The transcript has a single exon. Bases 1 to 1371 code for a protein of 456 amino acids. The record is from RefSeq and is a predicted model, not a curated record. NCBI's taxonomy places the organism in Eukaryota, Viridiplantae, Streptophyta, Magnoliopsida, Ranunculales, Papaveraceae.
AUGGGUUGGAGACUUAAAGAAAACACAGAUUCUCUCUGGGUGUGGAAAGGAAUAAAAAGUGGCAUAGAACAAAUCCAAAAGAACUGUUUUUGGAAUCUAGGAAAAGGAGACAAAAUCAGCAUAUGGUCCGACUAUUGGAUUCCAGGGGUAAAGCCACCAAUCCCAGAUCCUAACAAUAACACUGAGAACAUAAAUUACGUAAAAGAUCUCAUCAACUCAAACAAAACAUGGGAUAAUAAUAUACUUAGAAGAUGUUUCAAUGCUGAUACAAUCAUAAAAAUCCAACAAAUUCCAAUACCAGUUGAUAACAGGGAUGACAAAUUUGUCUGGAACUUAACAAGUAAUGGCAAAUUCACGGUUAAAUCUCUCUAUAACAACCUAAAUUCUUACGAAACAGAUGGCAGAGACUGGAAUAAAAUCUGGAACUUGCAAGUUUCACCUUCAAUUAAGAUGUUUGUAUGGAAACUAGCUAACUCCAUACUUCCCAACAGUAUGCAGGUUGCUGCUAUCCUACCUAACAUAAAUAAAACUUGUCAAUUGUGUAAUGAACACAAUGAAACGAUGACACAUAUGUUCCUUGAAUGUAAGUUUGUCACUCAAGUGUGGAACCACUUAAACUUUAGUAUUUCAUAUGUUAGAGGGAAUGUCAUUGACUGUCAUGAAUGGAUGAAUAAUUGGUUUAUCAAUACUGAAAAAGAUGGCACGGCUAUGAGCUGGGAAGAUCUUUGUAGCACAAUAUCAUGGCACAUUUGGAAGGCCCGAUGUAACAAACUCCUAAGCAAGAAAGACCAAAAUAGUUGGAAGACUGCCAAAACUAUUGUGAAGUAUAUAAAUUCAUAUUUAUCGAUAAACAGCAGGGAUUACGAUAUCAUUCAAAGCAUGUACUAUGAUCCACUUAUAGACCAGAAUCUUCAUAUAACCAAAUUGACAACUUGGCACUAUCCUUGCUUCAUGAGAUAUAGAAUAAACAUAGCUUUAUCAAUGAUAACUGAUGUCUGUGACUCCGCAAUAGCUCUAACUCUAGUGGACGAUACAGGCACUUUCAAGGAAGCCAGAGGAGAAUCAUCGGGAUGGAACUCCAAGGAACUUCUUGAACUAAAUGGAGCAGAAUCAGCCUUCCAGUGGGAAACAGAACUAAAUGGCUACAAUAUUGAAUUUCAAUGCGACUCGGAACCAACUUUAAUGUUGCUGAUUGGAAUGUACGCUAAAUCCAGAGCAAACAGAUUCAAAGACAGUUCUUUUUUCGGAAGCCAGUACAACAAACCCCUAAAUUUUAAAGCUACUUCUUUUAUUUUAAUUAACAGACAAAACAAUGCACUGACUGCAAAUCUAGCUAUUUAUUUUAACAAAUCUAUCACUUUAGAUAGAUGA